Molecule: messenger RNA, 4941 nt
Organism: Amblyraja radiata (thorny skate)
Lineage: Eukaryota; Metazoa; Chordata; Chondrichthyes; Rajiformes; Rajidae
Product: protein DBF4 homolog A-like
Exons: 12
Coding region: 146-2737 (863 amino acids)
Biological process (GO): regulation of cell cycle phase transition; positive regulation of nuclear cell cycle DNA replication
Cellular component (GO): Dbf4-dependent protein kinase complex
Molecular function (GO): protein serine/threonine kinase activator activity; nucleic acid binding; zinc ion binding
Source: RefSeq, a predicted model, not a curated record
UGCCCGGCGCCUGCGCACUCGGAUCCUCGGGUGAGGAGGAGCGAAGUUUGAAUCGGCGGCCGGAGGGAGCGGAGCAGAGUGGGACGGCACGGCGACAAGGAGCGGCGCCCGCAGGAAAUCUGCAAGGAAGUUGAAAGCAUAGAAGAUGCCACGAAAGAGUUUGAUACAAGAUUGUGAAGAAGUCACAUUGAAAAAUUGUCCAAUUUCUGGGAAGGCAUUUUACCUAGAUCUUCCAGAUAAUAAGAGCACCAAACUUUUGGAAGAUAUUGUGAAAAAUAUGGGAGGGACAAUUGAAAGCUUUCUCAGUAAAGAAGUGAGUUAUGUGAUUUCCAACAGCAAGGAAGCAAACAUUCAGAGUAAAUCCUAUUUAGCACCAGUUCCAAACAAGAAACAUUUGAAAAAAGACCAAGCUAAUUCCUCUCAUUCAAUCAACUUCAGAAAUGGUCAGACGAUCAGCAGAGGAAAACGACUACUUGAAAAAGUGAUCAAGAACAAUGAAUGUGGAGUUGGUAACAGUACUUUGGCUAAUGCCCAUUCCUGGGGAGUGAAAAUCCUACAUCUGGAUGAUCUACUGGCAUAUUUUGAAAAGAGGGGUGUUAAGAAACUGCUAAACACCAAUAGAAAGUCUCUGGGCAAUGGACAUUCAUCUAAUUCUGCUUACAAGAGUACUAAAGUGGGAAAACUAAAACAUCCAUUUCUUAAAAUUGAAGAUUCCAGUCGGCAUUUUAAACCCCUUUACCACCAAUUUGUGGACUAUCCUGAACUGAACUACAAAUCCCAUAAAGGACAUAGUGCCUUUGAUCAUCGGAAGAAAUCUAAAAAUGGAUAUCAGGACCAAGAAAAGAGCAAACCCGGGGACUGUCGAAUGACUGACAGUGAAGGAGAUGUAGAAACCCGUACAAAACCAGCAGAAUUGCAUAUACUAAAGAAACGACAUAGCUUCUGUGAAUGUUGCCAUGAAACGUUUCAUGAUCUUGCAGCACAUCUUCAUUCAAAACAGCAUCAGGAUUUUGCCAGUAAUCCCUCUCAUUUCAAUGCCCUUGAUGGUAUUAUGUCUAGAUUACCAAAUGAAUUUGUAGAGUGCCAAAGUAAUGGGAGCAUCCAACGAUCCACAAAGACUGCAUCAAAUACUGGAAUUUCCCUAUCUAAGAUGUACGUGGAAUCACUGCAGGCAGUUACUAAUUUUGUUCUUGAGGAUGAAGAUCAAGAUCGUUCACUUGACUCGGUGCCUGACAGCCUAGUGAUAAAUCUUCCUUUAAAAAAUCUGGACCAAGUUGAAAUGAUGGGACAGGAUUCAAAGCUGCAGCUGGUAAAACCUGACAGAACGAAGGAAGACAGAAACAUGGACAUAUCAAAACACAAUCCCCUUCCGCAGGAACAUGACCAGGCAUCUGUAAACUCCACAAAUGGAACGGAUAGAUGGUCUAAACAACUGGUGGUGAAAUUGUUGGAUUUCAGAGCAGUAGGGGAAGAGGCAUGCCACAAAUCUAAUGAACAACUGGAUGUGAUGAAUGCUCAUAUGGAGGAUGCUUCAUUUGAUGCCGACAAAGAGGGAAGUUCAGAAACCUGCCAUCAAGAAAAGCAAGAACAUAUGAACUCUGCUCCUGAGGAAAUUUUGAGUUGUGUGAAGGCAUUCCCUAAAUUCCAGAAGGUUGAUUGCGAUGCAAAUACAAUAGGGAAUAAAUGCAAUUUCAAUAAACGCAAACGCUCCAAUGAUGCUAGUUCACAAAAUGAGAACAGUCCCAGACCUAGAUUGGAUGAUUUGUCUGAAGUGUGUAAUUUUUUUACUUUCUUUAAAAGUACCAAUUCUUUUGUCAAUAAUUUGUCCCAAGCACAUACAGAAUUGUUUUAUUUAUCAGAUGUGGACAAAACCUUCACUUCUACUUGUUUUCAACCAAGUGUGCUUCCAACUACAUAUUCCAUGAACAUUGCCAUGGGGGAACAUUUUGACUUAUCAACUAAGCUGAACUUGGACAAACCUUCUAAUAUUAAAGAAGAUCUAGAAGACUUGCAAAGAAAGACCAAUUUCAAAAACAUGGUAAAUCUUCAAGAGGUUGUUUGGAAUUGUGAAGAGAAACAAAAAUAUUUAUCAAACACUACAACCACAAAUAAUCAAGAAGUGAGUGAAGACAUUCAAUUUGUUCAGGCCACUGAAAUUGCUUUCAAUGAGAAAGUGCAACUGAAAGUUACUUUGAGCAACACAACAGACCAGGAUAGAAAUAAGUUGUUAUCAACUGUUCCAAACACUGACGAUUUUGUGUCUCCAAAAAGCAAAGUUGUCCUUGAUACAGAAAUUGUGCUUACAGGAGAAACAAAACUUGAAAACGCACACAAGGAAAUGAAUCCCGGAAUGGCAGCACAAAGUCCUGUAUUGCAGCUUACUGCCUCUGAUAAAACCAAUACCAAGAGACUGCCUGGAUAUGACCCAUUCCUGGAUGCAAAAAUGGAUGAAAGUGGAUGUAAAAAUUCUGUCAACUUCUGCCAUUUUGCUUUUAAAAAUAAUACAGGUCAAACAGAUAUAUUUUCAUCAGAAUCUGAAUGGGAUAUUCAGUUACCUGCACAAUGUUGCAUUGUGCAGACCAUUAGCGAAGGUCAGCAUUCUGUUGACAUGGAAAUCUUGCGAAAGACAUGUGUAGACAUGAAAGAUGCAGAGUAUGAGACUCAGUUAAACUCUGUUUUAAAGAACAAAUCAGAAGUGGAUUUGAUCAAUAAAGAGGGCCACGAUCUAAUGAGUUGACACUAAAGCAAGUAUCACAUUGUAUAUUAUUGAGUCCUAUCUGAUUGAUUGCACUUAUUACUGAUAUUACCAAAGCUGUUGACUUUCAUUAAAUGUUGUUAAAUUAUUUUACUCUUAAUGGGUCAGAAAACGAUUUACAGAAGCUUUGGUGUUACUAGUCCUAAUUGAGUUUCUGCUUCAGUUUCAUCUUUUAAUUAAUGUUGUUCAGUUGAUUUUUCGGUCCACAAUUGGGUAUUGGCAGAUAAACUCAUAAAAAGAAAUCCUCACUCAUGAAUCCAACCAAUGCAUGUUGCAUCUUUUUGUUUUCUUUCCCAUUCCUCGGCUAAUAUGGUUAUCACUGCACUGCAUAAUAUGAGCAAAUUAAAUCCGGAUAUUCUUAAAGGUCAGUGUAGAACGUUCCAUGUCAGUGAUGCAAUGAUACUUCCAGUUCAUUGUAAAAGUGGUAGGGUGUAAAUUCAUGCCCAUUGUUCAGUGUGGGAUCUGAUUUUUCGAUGCUGUGAAGGGGUUGCAACCAUCUCUCCUCCGUCCCGCUGCCACUCCUUGCUCCUUAACAAUGGAAAGGUUGCCCGUUGAUUCUUGACUACAUUGUUACAGAUUUUUCAAGUAGAACUCUACAGCUCUAGGAUCAGGCCUCUUUGUUACCAGGAAUAUAACAGGGCAGAAUAUAAUAUUCAGAAUGGCUCACCAGUAUUACCUUCCAAAAUAACAGACAGAAGUAAAUAUCUAUAUGAGGGGAAGAGGCUGCAGAGAGAGAAUGGUUUAAAAAAAAAAAAAGGAUUUAUUAUGUAGCAAGCUGAGCUCAGAAAUUUAGAGCAGCGGUAUAUUGUAUACUGAACAAUAGACACCGAACAAAGCUCUUGAGAUGAAUUUAUGCAAUUGAACUAGUGUUUCAAUCAUUUUUAGCUAGUUUUUGUAGUGCUACAGAAAAUCUUCGAAAAGGAAUUCUAUGCAAUCGCUGACUGCCAUUUUGUUGCAUUCUGUCAAUUUUCUAUAUUCUGUCUCAAAACGGAUUUGAAUAUUGUAGAUCCAUUGUCUCUAAGAUCAAAAUGGGGUUGAAUUCUUAUUUUCCAAUUCAUUUGCAAUUCAAGUACAAUAGAGGGGGGAAACUCGAGACUCAUUUGUUGCUUAAUUUAUAAGUUAGAACAGUAAUUUCUUAAUACUUAAAAAUAGUUGGGAGGCAAUGGAUUUUUAAUUUAUUCUGACCUAUAAAGCUGAUAGUUCUAGGCCUCCCGUCAGCCAAAGGUCACCUAGUAAUUGUACAAAUAAACACCACCAUUAAAGAUGUAGAAAUUGAAACAUUUGUCUUGCUCUUGGUUGUUUUGACUGAAGCACCCAUGUUUAAAUAAAAAGGCUGGGUGUUCGAACUGUCUCCAUUCAUUUGAAAGAAGGGCAGAUGGAGAAAAGCAAAGCGAAAAAUUAAAAUGAAUUUGCUCCACCCAACAAAUUUAUAAUAUAUAUUUCAUUAGGAGUACUUAUUUCUUCUCCCUUUUCAAUAAAAUGAACCCACGCUCUUUUGCCAUUCUGUUCAUAUUUUGCACCUCCUGAGUUCUUGCUAACCACACAGUUGAACAAAAACUUAGUAUGGUCUGCCCUUUAUAGUGAAAGGUGAAAAUUGUGCUGGUAAGCACCUUUCAACAAUUAUUGAUUUUAAACUUAAAUAGAUACCUUUCAUCUUUGGGGGGGGAAAAACAACCAUUAAAAGUAAAUUUGUGAUUGUGGUUCUAAUUCCACAAAUGGAACCUUUUAAAAAAAAAAAUCAAAAGUAGCAUAUCCUGCAUUAACAUUUUACAACAAACACACUCUUUGCAGUUCCUUAUCUUAAUUUCCCAGGCAUUGAUUGAUGUGGAAAUAAAUGCAAUAGAUGUUCUAUUACAUUGAUUGACUAACAAUGCGUGGGACAGCAUUAUAUUGAUUACCAAUGCAGCGGAUUAAACUGUAUUUUUAACAACACUUUUUGGACAUUAUCAUGGAAGUUUUUUGCAUAUAAUGUGUUUGUCUGUGUGACCUAAUAACAAAUCAUAUUUGACUUUUACAUUAAGUACUGCAAGCAGCUCAAUGGUUUGGAAGACAAAACUUGUGAACAAGUUCUAUAUUGAAAAUUGUUUUCCUGAUCAAAUUCUCAUCAACUAAUUGAACUGCACAAAUAUAAUUUUAAUCAUGGAAUGUACACUAGUUAGAAUCUUUGAAAUAAAUGUUGAAAAGCA